AUGGACGAUGAUAUUCUAAUCAAAUUUCGUCAAGUAACUGAAAUCUUUAAAGAAAAAUUCCAAUCAAAAGCAAUAGAACGGCACAAUGAAGAAUACCUUCAAAGCCUUUCUGAUCAAUUGCAUCAAUGGAAAUCAAAUAUAGAUGAACAAACAAGGCAAAUUGUUGAAGAAACAAUUUAUGAAAUACAACAACUCUAUGAUGACUAUUGUCAAGAAAGUGAUGACAAAUAUAAUAGUUUAAAGGAACAAAUAGAGAGACACAAUUCGUUAUCAAAUAUCGAUAAUCAAAUUGAAGAUUUUAAUAUUUAUUGUCAAUCGAAUACAGUUGAAAAGCGCAUACACCUAAACACACAUAAUUUUAACAAAGAAACGUUCGAUGAAAAAAUUCAACUAGAAAACAUUUCUUCUAAGGACAUACCACUGGAAAGAACAAUUGUCCCAUUGAAACAAGGCACUAGAGAACCACGAGUAUUCAUGCAUAGUAUCGAUACAUAUGCAUCAUCAGGAUCGUCAUCCCAAAGAAAACCAGUUAUUCAAACAUCAAUGGAAUCAACUGCUAGUCUCCACAGGUCGUCAGGACCAACACCUAUUAUAGUAUCCUUAAACAUAAGACCAUUUAUUCAAGAAUACACGAGACCAAGUCCAAGUCAAGAAUCCAUGUAUCCAGUUCACACAUCAUUAGGAACUUCACCAGAACGAAAUGAAUCAAUUCAUAGUACUCGCACAUCAUCAAAAUCAUCGGCUGCUACAAUAUCGUCUGAAAGAAAACCAAUCGUUCCAGAGCGAAAUGAAUCAAUGGAUAGUAUUCGCACAUUGUUAGAAUCAUUAUCACCGGAAAUAAGACUAACCGCCGAAGAAAAAGGAGAAUCACUAUAUAGUCUCCACACAUCGUCAGCAUCAUCACCUGAGAGAAAGCCUGCCGUUUCAGAACGAAAUGAAUCAAUUCAUAGUACUCACACAUCAUCAAAAUCAUCGGCUGUUAUAAUAUCGCCGGAAAGAAAACCAAUCGUUCCAGAACGAAAUGAAUCAAUGAGUAGUAUUCACACAUCGUUACAAUCAUUAUCACCGGAAAUAAGACUGGCCGCCGAAGGACAGGGAGAACCACUAUAUAGUCUCCACGCAUCGUCAGCAUCAUCACUCGAGAGAAAGCCUGCCGGUUCAGAACGAAAUGAAUCAAUUCAUAAUACUCACACAUCAUCAAAAUCAUCGGCUGAUACGAUAUCGCCUGAAAGAAAACCAAUCGUUCCAGAACGAAAUGAAUCAAUGGAUAGUAUUCACACAUCGUUAGAAUCAUCAUCACCGGAAAUAAAACCGACCGCCGAAGAAAAAGGAGAAUCACUAUAUAGUCUCCACAUAUCGUUAGGAUCAUCAACAGAAAAAGAACCGGUCACCGAAGGAAUAGAAAAAUCACUAUAUCCUGCCGACUUAUCAUCAGGAUCAUCAUCACUAGAAAGAAAGUCAGCCAUUGAAGAACCCGACGAAUCAAGGAAUAGUAUUCAUACAUCCUCGAAACCAUCAGUUAUGGUAAUAUCACUAGAAAUAAAACCAGUUGUUCCUGAACAAAGAGAAUCAAUUCAUAUCAUUCAAUCAUCACCAGAAUCAUCGCCUGAAAUAAUAGAAUCCCAAAGAAAAUCUUCAGAAGAGAACUCAAAGAUAUGGAUCAAGGAAGAUAACAAUGAGCCGAAAUCAUCGGGCAGUGGUCCCAAAAAAGAACUUUUUGUUUCUUCAAAGAGUUCUAAUAGUACAACACCCCCAAACGAAAUGCCACGACAAAGUACAAACAAAUUAUAUGUAGGUAGAUAUGAUACAUUUGUUCCCGUUCUUAUCCAUAAAAAUCGCGAAGUCUACAAUGAAAAAGAAAGAUUAACUGAAUAUUGUGUUAAUUCUAUAGCAAUAUCACAGGACAAAUUAGAUGAACAAAAACAAGAAAAACAAGUGACCAAUGAAUAUGUUGAGAAUGAUAAAGACAGUAGUAUAAAAUUAGUCCAUGCUUACAGAGUUCUUGUAGAAGAAGAAAAUGAUUUUCAUCCGUUACCAUCGGACGAUGAAGAAGACGAAGAAAAAGAAAAAUCAAUUGUUCAUCGUGGAUUUGAUUUACAGCGAUUCAAUCAAAUUCAUUAUUCAACAAUGGUAUUAAAACAAUGUGAAACAGCAAAUAAUUGCAUGUCAAGUUCAACAAAACAAAAUCAAUUAUUGGUUUAUAAUUCAAAAUUAAAUAUUUUAAUCAUUUUAAAACAUGAAGAAAAUAAAAUAUGUCGCGAUCAAUUAUUUCUACAAUGGCCAAAAGGUAUUAGUUCCAAGAUAUCGGAUAUCACCUACUGUGAAAAUAGUGAUCAAUUUUUAGUAUCAGUAUUAGAUACAAGUCAUAUAUAUAUUUUUAAUCCAAAUCUGUUGUGCAUACAUGAUUUGGGUAAAUUAUCAAAAGAUUUGCCACUACGACGUAUUCAUUGUUAUCAAAAAACAAUUUAUUGUAUAUUAGGAAAUAGUUUCGUUUUAGAAUUUGAAUUAAACGAACAAGUUUCAAAAUUGAAAUUCGUCCGACAAAUUAAAUUAUUCGCUCCAAAUAAUCGUUCAGAAGAUAAAGUUCAUGUUUUAUUAGAUGUUACUUGUGACAAUGAACAUUUAAUCAUUAUUUAUUCAAAUGAAAAGGAUGAGAUACAUUUACAAAUCAUUAAUCGACAAACAGGAAAAUUUCAUAAUGAUUUCAUUUUAGAUAGACCACAUCCGAUCAAUAAGGAUUAUAUACGAAUAGAAUCAACAAAUCAUCAAGGAAAUUUUAUUUAUCUUAAUGGUUCCCACAAAAAUUUAAAAUCGAUUAAUUUAUCAACUAAUAAUAAAGCACACGCUACAUCAAUUUUUCGUCGACAAAAAAAACCAACAAAUCUAAGUUUCCUGAAAGAUGGCCGACUAGUGAUUUUAUAUGAACAUCCAUAUCAUUUAUCAAUCCAUGAUUUGAGUAAUCAUUGA
This is a messenger RNA of Rotaria socialis, 2967 nucleotides long. The record is from the annotation of a GenBank genome assembly. Lineage: Eukaryota; Metazoa; Rotifera; Eurotatoria; Philodinida; Philodinidae.